GGCCCGAAAGUUAAGCUCAGACUUCAGUCGCGGUUUUCAGCUCGACACAAGCGAACGGACGUCUAGUAAACGCGGACGCGGCUUAAACCGCACGGAAAACGCACCGAAAUCGAAAGUGAUUAGCGCGCGACUUGAAUCGCCAAGUGUUUUCGGGAGGCGGGGGCAAUACUCCCAUCAGAAAACAUUACGUGUCAUCAUGCCGCCGUCUGGCAGACAAUUCCGGCUUGCAGCCCUUGUUUACCUGGCAUUAAGUCUGGGCCACGGGCUCUUAUGCAACGCCAGCGAAGGUGAAACUAGGCAAAAAUAUGCCAAUGAAUCACUCGCGGACGCAGAGGCUCCAGCAUGGUCGCAGUUUCUCGAAGAUUACGUCUUGAGCCAAGGUAGCAGCAGCCAGCGAAAGUCCAAAGAUCUGCCCUAUAUGGGUGGCGAUAUGGCCAUGAAUGGUCCGCUCAACUAUCACUCAUCCGCCUACAAACGACCCGGCAACAACAUCUACAUCACACGGCGGAUUGGCGAGGCCGUGGAACUGGAGCCCCAUCUACGAAAGCCCGUGGAGAGCCAAAGCCCCAUUGUGAAUCCCCAGUUCCGACCCAUGACUAAUCAGAUGUUGCACCAGCAACAGCAGCAACAUCAACAGAUGCAGCAACAGAUGCAACAGCAACAGUUGCAGCAACGCCAGCAGCCUGGCUUCCUGCAGCAACUUUUUGGUAUAGGCGGAGGCGGAAGCACUACCGGCGGCGGUGGUAAUCCUUCCCAGCAGCAUCUACGUCCGGUGCCAUUGCAGCAGCAGCAAGUCCAACAGGCACCGCAACAACACCCGCAACAGCAGCAGCAGCACAUUGUAGGUGGUGGCAGCCAGAGCCAGCCAACAACUUUCCGGGCGGUUUCCGAAAACGAUCUUUAUCUUCUGGGAGCCAUCGAGAAGUUGGUUUACCGAGUUGAUUACCUGGAAAGUCGCGUAAGGCGCUCGGAGCAGCUGAUCUACUACCUGAUGGCUGGGAAUAAUCAGAAGGAGGUGAAGGAUCCCUGUCCCACCAACUUCACCCGCAUCAGUGACAACUGUUACUACAUCAACAGUCAGCAGCAGGUGAACUGGAAGACGGCCAACUCCGCCUGCAAAGGUCUGAACUCGCACCUGGCCGAGUUCGAGAAGGUCUCCGAGAACGAAGAGAUCAUGGCCUAUCUGCUGAACCAACCCGCCCACAGGGGUCGCGAUUACUGGCUGGGCGGUCUUAACCCAGGACUGCUCUGGAUCUGGUCCAACUCAGCAAAGCCAGUUAACCCCAACAUGAAUCUUACAUCCAUUGCGAUGUCACAGAAGAAUGAAAACUCCACGGCCGCAAAUCUGGUGGAUAGUUCGGAGAAGGCGGCGGAGGAGGCGGCUGGCGAGGAUGUGCUGAACAAUACGGUUCAGAUCGAGGGCAAGGGUCGCUGCCUUCGGCUGAGUUAUAAUGCCGGGAAGCACAGUUACGUGUACUACGGACAGGAGUGCACCUCCCGUCACUACUACAUUUGCGAGCACGAGGACAAGACGCUGGACAACAAGAUCAAGAAGAUCACUCGCGAGCUAAAGCUCUUCGAGUGAGGAUGGGGUCCGAUACGGUCCGAUCCUCAUGUGAUACUUCCAGUUUCCUAGCCAUAUCUAU
This is a messenger RNA of Drosophila rhopaloa, 1646 nucleotides long. RefSeq lists its product as uncharacterized. NCBI's taxonomy places the organism in Eukaryota, Metazoa, Arthropoda, Insecta, Diptera, Drosophilidae. The coding region runs from base 197 to 1585 and encodes 462 amino acids. The transcript is spliced from 3 exons. The record is from RefSeq and is a predicted model, not a curated record.